Messenger RNA from Cydia splendana, 2024 nucleotides. RefSeq lists its product as uncharacterized. The transcript is spliced from 2 exons. The record is from RefSeq and is a predicted model, not a curated record. Lineage: Eukaryota; Metazoa; Arthropoda; Insecta; Lepidoptera; Tortricidae. The coding region runs from base 29 to 496 and encodes 155 amino acids.
CUCCGUAGCAGAACGUAAGUAUAUAGCGAUGCAGGCAAAAGGAGAGGGCACACGCCUGCCGGUCGCGUGCGCUGACAGUUCACUGCGUUGCGUUCACAGGAAAUUCUCGCCAAAAACAAUAACAACCAUGAAGAAAUCAACAGCGAUGACAUCAAUGCUAAUCUCAAUGAUGGUGCUCCAAGCACUCGGCGCUCCUCAGAACAAACCAGUCAAGAAAGUAGACACUAAAAACCCUGCAGACUUGUCAUACGAAGAACUUAAAUUUAUAGACCUGAAGAGAAGAGGCGGGUUUCCCACACCACCAAAGAAAUUAUCACCUUGCGCUAAAGCGAUCUUAGGUUGUUGUGACGAAAAGGUUAUAGACCCUGAGUGUUCAGAGGCGUUGCACUGCGGUGCACAUUUCUUCGAUGACAACCCGUGUGAUGAUAAGUUUAUUAUGGAUGCUUUGAAAGCUGCUAGACAAUACUAUGACCAGUUUAACAAGAUUAAUACGUAAUCUGAAGAUGUGAUGAUUGAUGAUAUUCAAAUACAUAUGAUUGCCUAAGAGGCUGAAGGAAUAAGAUAUGAAUUUCAAUACACUAUCGUGUUCUUUGGUUUAAGUAGGGUGCUACUAAUUCCGGGUUACAUAUCAGAAUACCGAAAAUCGAUUUACCUAAUGUGGAAUCACCUAUGCUCGUUUCACCUAUUUUUUUAAAUACCUAAUGAUCAAUUAACCUAAGAUCAUAACACCUAAUGAACGAAUGACCUAUUGCACGUUUCACCUACAAUUGGUUUACGUAAGCUCAGAAUACCUAUGGUCGAUUUACCUAAAGUUGAAACACCUAAUGCUCGAAAUACCUAAAACUGAUUUACCUAUUACACGAAAUACCUAAAGCUAAUAUACCUAAUACACGAACACCUAAUGUUGAUAUACCUAAUGCUCGAAAUACCUAAAUUCGGUAUACCUAAUGAUCGAAUUACCUAAAGUUAACAUACCUACUGCACGAAUUACCUAAAGUCGGUAUACCUAAUGAUCGAAUUACCUAAAGUUAACAUACCUAAUGAACGUAAUACCUAAAUUCGAUACACCUAAUGUACGAAAUACCUGAAGUCGAUGCACUUAAUGAACGAAAUACCUAAAAAUCAAAAUCAAAAAUAUAAUUAUUGUUUAGUAGUAUAUUAUUAGGACAUAGAACAUUUGGUGUAAUUUUUUUAGCCAAGUCAUUCAAUUGGCUUACUAUUUUUUUAUAUAAUAUAAGGUCUAGUCAUUUGACAGAGUCGAGAUUAGUGCGACGACGAGCAAAGCGAGGAGGAGCGUGUUAGGUUAACUGUGACCAAACAGUGCCAAAACCGACUUCAGUUUCAUCGUCAUGAUGUUAACUUACCAAAAUAAAGUUUUUGUGUUAUUAGAUUGUGUUAUUGUAUUAGACUUACAAAAUCAUUCUACUACCUAAAACGCAGCGUUUCUAAAAGUGUGUUUUUUAAGUUGUUAUCCAAACAAACAGUUUCUACUGUAAGGUUGGGAAAUCAUACGAUUUAUUGGGUAGAGUUGCCACUUGAUCAUUCGGCAAAAUGAUAUGAAUUUUGUGCUAGGUAUUUCUUAGACUUUAGGUAUUCCGUGCAUUAGGGAUAUCGACAUUAAGUAAUUCGUUCAGGAGGUAUAUCAACUUUAGGUAUUUCGUUCGAUAGGUUUAACAGUUUUAGGUAUUUCGUCUAUUAGGUAAAUCAAGUUUAGGUACAUCGUUCAUUAGGUAUAUCAGCUUUAGGUGUAUCGUCCAUUAGGUAGAUUGGCUAUAGGUGAUUCGUGCAUUAGGCAUAAUAGCUUUAGGUGAAACGUGCAUUCGGUAUAUCGGCUUUAGGUGAAACGUGCAGUAGGUAAAACGUGCAUUAGGUAUAUCGUGCAUUAGGUGUUUCGUCCAUUAGGUUAUUUGAGCUUAGGUAUUAUAAACUUAGGUCAGUCAAUGUUUAGGUAAAAAGAUCGAUAGGUAAUUUAAAAAUAGGUGAAUCAAGCAUAGGUGAUUCAACAUUAGGUAAAUCAGUUUUCG